This is a messenger RNA of Bipolaris maydis ATCC 48331, 237 nucleotides long. Lineage: Eukaryota; Fungi; Ascomycota; Dothideomycetes; Pleosporales; Pleosporaceae. The record is from RefSeq and is a predicted model, not a curated record.
GUCUCUUACAUAUAUAGCCGUAACGGCACAGUUUACGUUGCGGCACGUUCAGCAGAGAAAGCAAAGACUGCGAUAUCUUGGAUCAAGGAACGCCAUCCAAAUGCAACUGGUCAGCUGCAUUUCCUCAAGCUAGACCUCAAUGAUCCACGAGGGAUCAAGUCUUCCGCCGAAGAGUUUCUGAACAAAGAAAAGAGAUUGAAUGUGCUUUUCAACAAUGCCGGCGUUAUGAUGCCACCU